Messenger RNA from Echinococcus granulosus, 1593 nucleotides. RefSeq names its product Sodium- and chloride-dependent GABA transporter. The coding region runs from base 1 to 1593 and encodes 530 amino acids. Lineage: Eukaryota; Metazoa; Platyhelminthes; Cestoda; Cyclophyllidea; Taeniidae. The transcript has 12 exons. The record is from RefSeq and is a predicted model, not a curated record. Gene Ontology annotation, cellular component: membrane. Gene Ontology annotation, biological process: sodium ion transmembrane transport.
AUGACGGUGAAGAGGGAGAUUGAAAUUGAGUCAGAGAGCGGUGGCUACCUCGCAGAGGGCGAGCUAGUGACCUCUGACCCACAGGAUUCCGGAGUUGAAGUAGAAGGACGUGGAAAGUGGAAGCGAAACAUCGAUUUCCUCUUUGCCUGCGCAUUUCUGAUUCCCUACUUCAUCAGCAUCUUCGUGACUGGCAUUCCAAUGUUCUUCCUGGAGGUCAGCAUUGGUCAGCUUAUGUCAAGGGGUGGCAUUGAAGCUUGGGAGAUCAUCCCCCUCUUCAAGGGCGUUGGGUACGCAGGAACAUUCAUUCUGUUCUGCCUCAACUCCUAUUACAAUGUAAUCCUUGCAUGGAUCUUCUUCUACCUCUUCGCCUCCAUGCAAAGAAGCGUACCUUGGUCUAAUUGUGGCAACUUCUGGAAUACCAAAUUCUGCGUAGACGCCAACACUAACACAAGCUCUAUCGCUGACUCCAAUAUCUCCCUCAAGACUGAUCCAGUAAACGAAUACUGGGAGAGGCGCGUAUUGGGGAUUUCCGCUGGGAUUGACGAAAUCGGCACUGUGAGAUGGGAAUUGGCUCUUUGCCUUUUGCUGGCAUGGGUCACCGUAUUUCUCUGCAUAUUUCGUGGAAUUCGGGCCUCAGGAAAGGUGCUCUACAUAACCGCCACCGCGCCCUUUUUACUGAUGGCCGUCCUCCUCGGCCGCACAGCGACGCUAGAGGGCGCAAAGAAGGGCAUCCUCUACUACAUGGAACCAAAAUGGGAGGCGCUCGCCUCAUUUGAGGUGUGGUCGGAUGCUGGCACUCAGAUCUUCUUCAGCUACUCAAUCAGCCUCGGAACGCUGACUGCUCUUGGAGGUUUCAACGAUUUCCAUCACUCCACCGUCAGGUCGGAGACAUCAGGAGUGCCGAUCGAGGACGUUGCCGAGUCAGGUCCGGGCCUUGCCUUUGUAGCCUACCCGAAGGCACUCUCCACCAUGCCUCUGAGUCCUCUAUGGAGUGUCCUCUUCUUUGCUAUGCUUUUCCUUCUUGGUCUCGGUAGUCAGUUUGUUGGUGUUGAAGGACUCGUAUCGAGCGUCGCAGACACGUUUCCUGAGAUUUUCUCAUCUAGACGACCCCGAGUUCUCCUGACCAUCUUCUCAAGCAUUGUAUGCUUCUUUGUGGGACUUCUUAUGGUCACUAACGGAGGAGUAUACAUCUUUCAACUAUUUGACUAUUAUGUUGGAAGUCGCAUAAUUCUUCUCGUUGCCAUGUUCGAAUGCAUUGUCAUCGGUUUUGUGUUUGGAUGGCUUCUUGCUUCCUGCAGUGUUGCCUGCAUUCCCAUCGUUGCCGUCUACCGGUUUUUUAAGGCCAAAGGCAGUCUGUGUCAGUUGAUGCGCCUGGUAAACACACGAUAUCCCCUUCAGCGCUUUCAAGCCCUGUGUCAACCGAACCUGACGGAAGCAGCGCUGAUGCACUUAGACGCAUCGGACGAAUUUCCACAAAAAUUUACCUCUUAUUGCCGGGACAAUGAGAUGCGACUUCGGUACCAAAAUAUUGACUCGGUUAGCUGUUUCACCUGCAUUUUUAUGAAAUCUGUCACGGUGAUUAACAACAGCUAA